This is a messenger RNA of Saccostrea cuccullata (small rock oyster), 1218 nucleotides long. RefSeq names its product nucleotidyltransferase MB21D2-like. Bases 1 to 1218 code for a protein of 405 amino acids. The record is from RefSeq and is a predicted model, not a curated record. NCBI's taxonomy places the organism in Eukaryota, Metazoa, Mollusca, Bivalvia, Ostreida, Ostreidae. The transcript has a single exon.
AUGGCGGAGAAAGCAGAGAAUUGUUCGGACUUUGACCGACUAUCUGGUCAGUCCUUGUCGGCUUUGAAUGAUGCCAUUAAGGAAAAAUUUCUGGGACAGGAAGGCUUUAAAGCAAUGGAUGACAUAUCGGCCAAAAUAUUCCCGUCCGUUUUUUCAGCUCUGAAGAACUGUUUACACAAACCUUUACAGAGACACCCACGGUACGCUGAUGUGGAGUUUUUGUGGACGGGCAGUACAUCAGAGGGAGUCAACAUUCCCAACAUGUCCAGAGGAGCUGAUGGAAAGGUGGAGAUGGAGUUUGAAAUGGAUAUUUUAUGCGUAUUUCGGGAUGUAGAAGUUGGUACGGCGAGGGACAGUCCGGUCAUUAUGGUACAACAGGAGGGGGCACCCAAGGGGUACUAUCUUCUCUACGUGAACAGCCCCCAGUAUAGACUAAGAUGGGGACAUUUCUGUACAUCCCCUACCUCUCCUGGAAGAAAAAGUGAAAUGUAUUUAAAUCCUUUACUAAUUGUGAAAGACUUGUAUGAACAGAUCGAACAUAUAUUUGGACAAAUUCCACUUCUGAAAGACAAGUUUAAAUUGGACUUUAAUCCCCCCGCCGUGACGCUAUGUUUAGGGGGAUUUGACAGUAUUAAAGUUAGCUGUGAUUUAGUUGUUGCUUUAGAACUCCCUUCCAGGACUUUACCAGGAGGGUUUCUUCCUUGGAUGGAAAAUCACGGAAAACCCAAGUGGCUGUCAGAUGAUACGGUCCAACGAUUAAAAAAUGAAUCUUUACAUUUAGUAGGAAAAUGUUCUCCAAAAGGACAUGCAAGUAUUGAAUGGAGGUUGUCGUUCAACAGAUUAGAAAUUGGUCUUCUGCGUGAAAUUCAGGAAAAAAUCCCAUUUGCCAUCACCUGUUACAGGCUGUUUAAAAGCAUAAGGUACUGGCAUUUGAAUUACCCUGAUUUCCUCCACUCUUACCAUUUGAAGAUGAUAUUCCUCCGCGCGUGCCACGCCUUUCCAGCCUCGUCUUGGACAGAGGACCAUGUUGCAGCUAAUUUACUUGGUCUCCUUGACGACCUGUUUCAUUGCUUGGCGACACAUAAUCUCCCAAGUUACUUUUUUCGUGAUUGCAAUCUUAUAGAAGGAAUCCAUUCUGAUUUCAUUAUGACAUUAAUAAAGCAAGUCAGUCAGAUUCGACGUGACCCUGUAAAGUAUAUAACAGAACUUAAAAGAUAG